GCCCCGUUCGACGCCGCCGCCUGGAAGGACUGCGUCAAGUUCAAGACGGACUACAAGUGCGCCAUCAACUUCGCCUGGCAGGACAUGCAGAACCACGUGCUCGUGAAUGUGCCGAUCAACGUUCGCAAGAUCAACAAUCUGGUCGACUUCUACUUCCAGACCCCCGCCCAGAUCCCAAUCGAGAUCACCCUUGCGGUCGACAAGGACGAGGAGGACCCGCUGCAGCGCAAAGGCAAGCUGGUGCGGCUUUCACCCGCCGAGAUGAAGGAUGCCGCGAUCAUCGCGGUCGAGCGCGACGUCUCCAACGGGGCCGACGAUGAGGUGAUCAAGCAGUGGAAGCGGGUCUUGCUCUCUGCGACUGGGGUCUUCUUCGCAGCCGAACAUGAUGACGAUCGCCACUUCAAGGCGAAUCAGAUCAGGGAGAACUUCGGCGAGAACUUUGCUACCAUGAGGCUCUCGGCCCUCCAGCGCGUAUGCGACGUCGCGGAGUUCCAGGCGCGCAAGGAGAAGACCACAGGCCCGAUCGGGGCCAAGGGCAUCGCCGAACUCUACAGGUCGAAGCUGAAUAUGGCCCAGACUUCGGAUAAGAUCACAGACGGCUUCGUCGACAAGGCCCUGACGAUAUCGAGUCGAGUGCUGAACAUUCCAAAGGUCAGGAAGCUCUUGCAGGAGGCCGACGGGUGGGCUCAUGGAAACAACCCGUUGGACUCCGUCACGAAACUGCAGCUCGUCGUGGACAAAGCGAAGACGGCACCGAUGAUCGAGUGGUCAGUUGAGCUGAUUCUGGACUUGGCUAAGAGCGGAGCGCUAUCCGCAGAGCAAUGCGGCACUCGCGCGAUUGAGGGUAAGCUUCCCGGCCAGGGAGGGAAGGGGCUUGUUGAUUUGAUGAUGUUCAAGCUCGACCUCAAAAACUACCUGCUCUCGACGGUCCUUGACUCCAAACAUUGGGAUUCAUCGCACAAGGAGGUGAUCCGCAUCGCGUUCGACAGCCUCGAGUCGACUCGGGAGAAAACUGGGUACGCUUUCAAUCCGACCUUCAAGCCGGUGAAGCAGGGAUGGAAGGCUGGCAUCCCCAAGAGCGCAGACGUCUUCAUCAACCUGAUCGAG
Molecule: messenger RNA, 1107 nt
Organism: Prorocentrum cordatum
Lineage: Eukaryota; Dinophyceae; Prorocentrales; Prorocentraceae
Source: the annotation of a GenBank genome assembly